AAUAAUAACCAUGUUCGAAGAGAGAGGAUCAACGCCCUUCGCCCAGUUUCAUAAACAUUCUAUAACAGUUCGAAAUCGAACGAGAUACUUCUCACAGGAGCGAUCCGUUUUUCGCCUCUCGAACGACUAAUCCCAAAGAAUAGUGGACUUGGUGAGUCUCACCAGAAGCCCACAGCGCAUAACCUACUGCGCACCAAACCACGGCGGCGUCCCUUUCGAAAAAUUCACAUCUUCGUUUGCGGCGGCCGACAAGGGUUUCAUACGGUCGACGAUCCCCUGUGAAGCUGGAUUCAGUCGGCAUUGAAGCUCGAAUCGUAGCAGCGCAAAAGGGAACUCACGCCGCUGAACAGAACCCAGUGUUAUUCCGACUGAAAAUCUCCCGAGUAGAAAACGAUUUCUUUUUAUUUGUGUCAAAAUGAUCCGACUCUGUUGCGGAACAUAAAAAUAUCGUCUGGAUUCUCAGUAUAAAAAGUGUUUGUUCCAUUUCAAAGAGCUAAACCAUCACGACGUUGUGUUUGUGAAAUCAAGAUUUAAUCUAUUCUGCUCAACAUUUUUUUUACAUAAAUAUUCUGUAGUGAUAGUGUAAAAAUAUACAUAUAUAUAUAUAAAUCGAAGAAUAUAUAUAUCCCACCUGAAUUUGCUCAGAUAAUUUGUACAGUGCACAUUCGUUUUACGUCUUUUGGAUUUUGCUGUUCUUAAAUAUCAUCUAACAAUGGAUUGGCACAACAAUAUGAAAAUUUAUCAAAAAAGGAGCCUAAUCUUUCCAUUGGUGGUGUUGUUUACCAUACUGCCGUUGGCAGCGAUAGCUGUUAAUCCAUAUCAUGAUAGGAUCAUUAGAAAAGAACAUGUCCGUGAAUUCAACUGUGGUAGACUUUUUUAUAGAACAUUUUUCUUGGAUCUUCGACGAGAUACGCUCUACGUCGGUGCUAUGGAUAAAAUUUUUCGACUAAAUUUGGCAAACAUCAACAGAACACGAUGCGAGGGAGAUGCAAUUACAAUAGAACCAUCGAACAUUCCUCAGUGUGUAUCCAAAGGAAAGUCAGAACAUUAUGAUUGCCGGAAUCACAUCCGAGUGAUUCAGCCAAUCGGAGAUGGAAGCAAACUUUAUGUUUGCGGGACCAACGCUCAUAAUCCCAUGGAUUAUGUCAUUCACGCAAACUUGUCUCGCCUGAAUCCAAGUGAUUACCAUCCGGGUGUUGGUGACGGAAUAGCUAAGUGUCCUUUUGAUCCAGAAGAUAACGCCACUGCUGUAUGGGUUGAACGUGGAAAUCCUUCCGGGUUGCCUGGUUUGUACAGCGGCACGGUUGCGGAGUUUACAAAAGCUGACACCGUCAUAUUCAGGACGAAUCUUUACAAUAAAACCACUGGCGUGGAACUCCAUCCUUUCAAACGAACCAUCAAAUACGACUCCAAGUGGCUAGACAAACCGAAUUUCGUGGGUUCGUACGACAUCGGGGAACACGUGUACUUCUUCUUCAGAGAGAGUGCAGUAGAGUACAUCAACUGCGGGAAAAGCAUCUACUCCAGAGUGGCCAGGGUUUGCAAGAAAGACACAGGAGGAAAAAAUAUCUUGAGCAAAAACUGGGCCUCGUUCCUGAAGGCCCGACUGAACUGUUCCAUACCGGGAGAAUUUCCAUUCUACUUUAACGAGAUACAGGACAUCUACAAACAUCCAGAAGAUGACCAAAAGUUUUAUGCCGUCUUCACAACAUCAAUGAAUGGACUGACAGGAUCAGCAGUUUGUACUUUCAGUCUUGAUUCAAUCCAGGAGGUAUUCAACGGGAAAUUCAAAGAACAGGCCACUUCUUCAUCUGCCUGGUUGCCCGUUCUCAGCAGCAAAGUUCCCGAACCAAGACCCGGACUCUGCGUCAACGACACUCAAACACUUCCGGACUCUGUCCUGAAUUUCAUUCGAGGUCAUCCACUGAUGGACAGCGCUGUUGCUCACGACAAUGGAAAACCAGUGUUCUUCAAGAGAGAUAUCCAACUUUCCCGACUAGUCAUUGACAAAUUGGAAGUGGAUGGUUUGCCUUUUACAGUCUUCUAUGUCGCUACCAAUGAUGGAAUUAUAUACAAAUUGGUCGAAUGGUAUAACCGGGAUGGAGAAGAGCAUUCUAAUCUAAUCGAUAUUUUCGAAGCCACCACACCUGAUCCUAUCAGGUCCAUGGAAUUUUCCAGCAAGCACAAAUCAUUGUACAUUUCAUCUGAUUCAUAUAUCCGGCAAUUUGACGUCAUCAUGUGUAAAGGAAGAUAUGACAGUUGCCUGAGAUGCAUUCAGGACCCUUACUGCGGCUGGGACAAGGACCACAACGAAUGCAAACCUUACGUCACAGGUCUCCUUCAAGAUGUUACAAAUGCAACACCAGGAAUAUGUGACAGUAGUGUAAAAAAUAAGCCCCUGCACGUAUACUGGGGACAGAGUGUUCAUCUGGCGUGCAAUAUCCACCUUCCUGGUGCAGAGACGGCCAUCCCUGGUGCAUCCAAGUGGUUCCGGUACAGCCGUGAAAAGGGCAAGUACGAGGUUCAGCAGAGAAGGGACAAGUACAUCUAUACUCAGGACCAGGGACUGGUCAUCCUGUCCGUCACGGAGAGGGACAGUGGACGUUAUGACUGCAAGCUGGGUCCCAAUACUCUCUGCAGUUACAAUAUCACUGUAGACACUAAAACAUGUAGCGCUCCAACAGAUGUGGAAUAUAGAAAAGUCUAUUCGGACUGGUGUCACGAGUUUGAAAAAUACAAAUUAGCAAUGAAGACGUGGCAGAAUAAACAGCAGAAAUGUCAACUUGCCCACCCAAAUGAUGUCACAUAUCAGGGGAGUCCACCCCUGUAACACUAUAGCGAGAGACUUUGCCGAAUUACUUUUGAUUGAACUCUCCCUUCGACCGCUGGUCGGCAGGGUCUGGCCACCCCUCUUGACCAGAAGGAAGCCACCUUGUUUAUGACUUCUUCUGAGAGGCCGACGCUCAUUAACAAACUCUGUACAUAAAUAAAACACAGUUCAUCUGACAUUCAUCUGUGAUGAUUAUUUAAAUAAUAUUAAAGUAAGAAGAACUAUUUAAAGGGACCUUUUAAGUGACAAGGACUAUGCCAAAGACUCCUUCUAGAUGUUCCUCCCCACAAACGGGAUUAUAUUGCUCCGUCGAAAAUGCUCAAAUAAUUGGAGAAACAUCCGAACAUUGGAUAAACAAACAAAUUGGAGAAACUGCUGCUGCUGCUGUGCCGAUUCUCGUAUCGGAUGAUGCGUUUUAAUCAGUGAUAAGUACACGUGAUGGGUAGUUGCUGAAAGGUGUACGCACUUUCGAUUGCUGACUUAUCUCCUGGUACGAGAAUUGAGGCAUUUAAGUGAUGAAAAUAAACUGUACUGAUAUUGGCGAUUUCAUGUUGAUUCUGGUCUUUAAUAUUUUCAGUUUUAAUUUUAUUCGAUACCAAAUAAUACAUUAAAUGGUGUCAGUUUUUAAUGCCGGAUUUUUUUAAAAAAAAUAGUAAGUAUUCCAAAACAAAAUAGAAGUUUUGAAAAAUAAAUACUCUCAUUCACUUAGAUCUAAUUUGCGAUUAUUUUGAUUGAAGUUAACCUAAUGAUAAAUUAUUUUGAUGAAAUUAACCAAACAAAGCUGUAUCUUCUUUUGUCAUUUUAAAUUGCUGUAAUAUUAUUGUUGCUAUAAUAUUAUUGUUGCUAUAAUAUUAUUGUUGCUAUAAUAUUAUAAAUUGCUAUAAUAUUUUACAUUAAAAAUGAAAAGAAAAUAAAUUUCAUUUUUAUUUUCUGAAAGAAAAUUUCAUCGCAAUUUAUUUUAUACUAAACGUUGAAAAACUUUAAAAAGAGCAAUCAUUUUAAGAAUAAAAAAUGUAUUAGUUUAAACCUUUACAAGCUUUUCACAAAAACGUGUUUUUUAUUUUUUUUUAAAAUGAUAAAAGUUUUUAAAAUAAACGAUAAUAACUAAAUUAGUCAUUGUAAUGGGUAAUAGUUAUUUCAUAUUUAAAAAAUUUAUGCUUAAAUCUAAAAAUUAUUUAUUUUUUUUGGAAAUAUAUCAAUGAUUUUCAAAUUUGAAUCCUGCAAUAUAUAAGUUAUAUUUACGUAGUAAAAUUUAAGUAUUAUUCUACAUACGUAUCAUUCUAUAGGCGUAUUUACGUAUUAUAUAAUAUUUACAUAUUUCUUCUCAACUUGUCAUGCAAAAUUAAAAAUUUACUCAGUUCAAAAUAUAAUCAAAUAAAUUGAAUAAUUUCUAAACAUAUGUGAGUCAGUUAAAAUUUUUAAAAAAAUUCCCAGCUAAGAAAAAAUUUUGCUAUAGAUAAAAAUUCAAAAAGAAUUGAUUUUUAUCAUGAAUUCAUCGAAAAUAGGAGUCAUAGAAUAAUGAACAGAAUCGACUUGAAAUCGAAAAUAUCAGACAAUUGUAAAAUGAAAUUAACUUAUCAUUUCGAAAACUCGUCUGCGUGUAUGUGCGUGUCUAUUUGUUUAGAAGUAGCUAAUGUCAA
Molecule: messenger RNA, 4470 nt
Organism: Parasteatoda tepidariorum (common house spider)
Lineage: Eukaryota; Metazoa; Arthropoda; Arachnida; Araneae; Theridiidae
Product: semaphorin-2A
Biological process (GO): semaphorin-plexin signaling pathway; positive regulation of cell migration; neural crest cell migration
Cellular component (GO): plasma membrane
Molecular function (GO): semaphorin receptor binding; chemorepellent activity
Source: RefSeq, a predicted model, not a curated record